CUGGACAAUCUCCGCGGCGACAUCUUCGGAGGCCUGACCUGUACGGUAGUCGGCCUGCCGGUGGCGCUGGCAUUCGGCGUGGCGUCCGGCCUGGGCCCGACCGCCGGCAUGUAUGGCGCGAUAGCCGUCGGGUUCUUCGCGUCGGUAUUCGGCGGGACGCGGUCGCAGAUAUCGGGUCCGACGGGGCCCAUGGCAAUCGCGAUGGCGGUGAUCGUAACCAGCCACGCGAACACCCUGGCGGAAGCGUUCACCAUCGUGAUGCUGGCCGGCUUUUUGCAGGCGGCGCUGGGCCUCGCCCGAAUCGGACGGUUCGUGGCGUACACGCCGUACUCGGUGAUUUCGGGGUUCAUGACGGGGAUCGGCGUGAUCAUCAUGAUCGUGCAGAUCGCGCCGUUCCUGGGGUCGCCGGUGGCCGUGGGCGGCGUGAUCGGCGCGGUCAAUUCGCUGGAAAACGCGGUGACCAACGUCAACUUCCACGCGCUGGCGGUGGCGGCCGUGACGCUGGUGGUGGGAAUCCUGUGGCCGCGGCCAUUCCGGAAGAUCCUGCCGGCUCCGCUGGCGGCGAUGAUCGUGGGCUGUGCGCUGGGGAUCCUGUGGCUGAACGACCUGCCGAUCAUCGGGGAGGUGCCGACCGGGUUGCCGGACCUGCAGUUCCCGGCGUUCUCGGUGGGGUUCAUCCUGAACGCGCUGCAGCCGGCGCUGGUACUGGCCCUGCUGGGAUCCAUCGACAGCCUGCUGACGUCACUGAUCGCGGACUCGCUGACGCGAACGCGGCACAACCCCAACCGGGAGCUGAUCGGGCAGGGCAUCGGCAACAUGAUUGCCGGGGCUGGUCGGCGGACUGCCGGGAGCGGGAGCGACCCUGGGAACCGUGGUGAACAUCCGGUCCGGCGGCAACACGCAACUGUCUGGCGCGAUCCGCGCGGGGGUGCUGCUGGCGCUGGUGCUGGGUCUGGGCCGGUACGUGGAGGCGAUACCCCACGCAGUGCUGGCCGGAAUCCUGAUGAAGGUGGGCUGGGACAUCAUGGACUGGCGGUUCGUGAAGCGGGUACACCAACUGCCGCGGGAGCACCUGCUGGUGAUGGUGAUAACCUUUUGCGCUGA
Geodia barretti is the source of this 1104-nucleotide messenger RNA. The record is from the annotation of a GenBank genome assembly. Lineage: Eukaryota; Metazoa; Porifera; Demospongiae; Tetractinellida; Geodiidae.